This is a messenger RNA of Symbiodinium sp. CCMP2592, 1230 nucleotides long. The record is from the annotation of a GenBank genome assembly. NCBI's taxonomy places the organism in Eukaryota, Dinophyceae, Suessiales, Symbiodiniaceae.
AUGGAAGCACACUUGGCUCCUUUGCCACUGUGUUUUGGCUUCCUGCAGAUAGGAAGCAGGCUUCGAUUACGAACUUUGGCAUCUGCCAUUUGCAGGGAGGUCGAGGCUUGCCGUAGAUGUGCUGCGGGUACUGACGGCACUUGGGAGCUUUGCCGUGCAGCUCAAGCAGGAGAGGUCCAGCUCUGCCGCCUGCUUAUCCGGAUGGGUGCGAAUGUCAACGCCAUCGGAGAGGAUGAUCUCACACCCUUGAUGACGGCUGCGUUGGCAGGCCGAACCACAGCGGUAGAAGCCCUUCUGGAUGAGCGAGCCGACCCCGACAAGCAGAAUGACACGAAGUGCACUGCAUUGAUUCUGGCCGCGGACAUGGGGCACGUGGCCGUUGUGCAGUGCCUUCUGCUCCGCAGAGCUGAUGUCCAUCUUCAGGCCGAUGACUCCACCACUGCCUUCAUUGCAGCUGCGCAGAAAUGCCAUUCAGCUGUACUGCACGAACUGAUGUUUGCGCACGGUGAGGACCAGCGAGCACUGGCGGAUGCGCUCUUGCGGGCAUCCGAAGACGGUUCUGCAGAUGUUGUCGAGCUGCUCGUUCAGCUUGGCCUGGAGCUUGAUGCCAGAAGCUCCGAUGGAGACGAGUCGAUCGGUGGCCAAGCAUUACGGGUAGCUGCUCACCGGAACCAUCGACCGGUAACCUUGGCGCUGCUAGCUUGUCGCGCGGAUGUGGAUGCUGCAUCGGCCAAUGGUUUCACUGCCCUUGCCGUCGCCUGCCAAUAUGGGGCAGCUGAUGUUGUGCAAGACCUUCUGGCCCGAAGGGCGGACCUGAACGCGCAGGCUCUCAACGGACGAACCCCCCUUAUGCUGGCUGCGACUUUCGGGCACACUGCGAUUGCCCGAAGCUUAUUGGAGCAUCAGGCCGCAGCGAAUGUGCGAGACGGAGACCAGAACAACUCCCUCCUUCUCGCUGCGCAAUCGGGAUAUGACGACAUCCUUUUCUCCUUGCUCGCCCACCGCGCUGCUGUAAACGAUGUCGGGCAGUCUGGAUGGACUGCGCUGAACCUGGCAGCAAGUUUUGGGCAUCUGGCAGCAGUCGACCUGCUGCUAAGUUCUGGUGCAGACACCAGCCUAGCAGACGAUGAUGGCGAGACUCCCGAAAUGGCAGCUCUUGCUGGCGGGCACGAGGAUGUUGCAAGACGGUUGCGGGCGCUGAGUGGCAGUGCAGUCGAAACCUGCAGGUGA